Messenger RNA from Lentinula edodes (shiitake mushroom), 588 nucleotides. RefSeq lists its product as uncharacterized. Lineage: Eukaryota; Fungi; Basidiomycota; Agaricomycetes; Agaricales; Omphalotaceae. The transcript is spliced from 6 exons. The record is from RefSeq and is a predicted model, not a curated record. The coding region runs from base 1 to 588 and encodes 195 amino acids.
AUGAACGCGCGAGAGUGGUACCUGUAUGGCGAGGAUUAUCUGUAUUCUGCGUGUUUCGAAGGUCAUGAGGUGAUUUGGGUUGAUGUAUACACAUGUCGAGGUAGCGAGAAGCUUUCGUCGCCUCCUGAUCUUCGGUGUAUAUCCCAGAAAAAUGGCAGGGCAGGAUGGCAGAAGGGUGUACUCCUUCCUAUCCUCGUAGUCCCAACUAUCGGGGAAGAGGAAUUGUUUACACCGCGCUCAAAACUUCUUUCUUUGCCGCCGGAGUUGAACGAUAUGAUCUCUCCGAUUGGAUUUGACUUGGGGAAUUUGAUGCUUCCUGCCUGGAAGUUACAUUGGAGUGGUGAUCUUUUAAAAAUCCGGAUCGCAAGCCAACCCAACCAAGCCCCAUCCGUCGAUGUAAUUUCACAAUUCUUGAUUCAAACGGCCGCGAAGAAUGAAAUCGAAGGGGUAAGGGACCUCAUACGCCCAAGACCUACGCUACAUUUUGGGAUGGAAACCCCAAUUCUCCCAACGUUGUUGUAUCGGAACUCCCGAAAAGACCAUUCGUGGAAAGUUGGAUCAUGGACGCAACAACAAGCUACUCCAUAA